GUUGUCACAGAGGCCUCAUAUGUCAACGUGCCUGUUAUCUCUUUCUGCAACACCGAGUCUCCACUCAAGCUUAUCGAUAUCGCUAUUCCUUGCAACAACAAGGGUGAACAGUCCAUCGGACUUAUGUGGUGGCUGUUGGCUCGUGAAAUACUGAUCCUUCGUGGAAAGAUUUCUCGCCAGACCGGAUUUGUUCUUGACGAUAAGGAGAUUAUGCCUGACCUAUACUUCUACCGUGAUCCCCAAGAGUCUGAGAAACAGGAAGCUGCUGAGGUUAUGCCUGAGAUUAAG
This is a messenger RNA of Strongylus vulgaris, 288 nucleotides long. The record is from the annotation of a GenBank genome assembly. Lineage: Eukaryota; Metazoa; Nematoda; Chromadorea; Rhabditida; Strongylidae.